AUGAAUUCUUCUUACGCUAAUAACCCCAAUAAUAUAUCACCCACUCCAAGAAGAUAUAACCGUCGAAAUUAUCCCAAUACUACCAACCUUGACAUGAACAACAAUGGUACCACUAACUUCUUUUCCAAUCCUGGUUAUGGUGAUUUUAUUCCAAGAGAUACAGUUCCUCCUCCUCCGUUAAAUAAACCAGCUUUUAAUAAUAAUGAAAAUGUCUUUGGGACUACUGCCAAUCCAAGUAAUAAUAUAACAACAGCAGAUGUCGGUAUUAAUAACCCUAUAAUACCAGAAGAAUAUAAGAGAAACUCAGAGUUAAUUAGUAGGUUAUUAAAACAAAAUCAAGAAGUAAUUAAUAAAUUGAAUGAUAAGCAAGAUGAAAUCGAUAAAUUAAACUUAUUGGUAGGUUCGUUGAGAGGUAAAUUAAUUAAAUAUACCGAAUUAAACAAAAAAUUGACUCGCAAACUUAAUGAACAACAAAAAACAUUUGACAGCACUCUGAUCGAUCGUAAUAUAGUAAAUGGUGAAGAAAAAAGAGAAGAAUCGCCGCUACAAAGAGAUUUCAUUCAAAUUAAUAAAAAUAAAAACACCAAGAGUAACAGCGAUUCUAAUAAUUUUGGCUUGUCUAAAGAAACACCAGUAAAAAAACAGCAAAAAAAUACUGUUUUUCUCGAGAAUGAUUCGAAAAUUAAUGAAUUGAAUGAUAAAUUGGAUAUGUUAAUGAACUUUGUUAAGGAAAAACAAGGAAAUGCCUCUUCCAUUAAUCCUAAUACACCUAUCGCACUUAAUAAUAACCAUAAGUCUAGCAAACAUGACUCGAACAAUAAUGUUCUCGGUGAUACAGAAACACGACAAGAACAAGAUUUCAACAAAAAACAAUAUACCGUAACUGAUGAAGAUAUAUUAGUCCAAGAAAGUAAAGAAUUAAAAGAUUUAGAGAUGAAAAUCGAGGAAAUGAAAAGAAAAUUGUUAAUAAAAAAGCAAAAUGAGCUAAGAAAAGUUUCAUUGAACCAAGAAUUAUUAGAUUUGAUGGAUAAAUUAGAUCCUAGUCCUCCUCAACAACUGCCAAUUCCCGCUCCUCCACCCGCUCCUACAACAUCAAAUAAGCAUUAUAACUCCAGUUACAUCAAUCAUCAACAUCCUUAUCAUUAUCAUCGCUACUAUCAUACCCCUAAUAAUGAUGCAUAUGAAAAUGUCCCACAUAGUAAUAACGAGAAAAAUAAUGAUUUCUGUGAACAUUGUUAUAAAGCUUCAAUGGCCAUGAAAAAUGACAGACCACUGACGUCUUCGCCUCUUUUAAAUCAUCCAGAUCCUAAGAGUAGCAGUAUUGGUAAUAAUGGGAGUAGGAAAAACAAUAAGAGCAACAAUUUAAGAAACAUAAGUUCUGCAAGAUCAACAAACCAUAACCACAAUACAGCUAAUAAUAUAAGUGAUUUUAUUAUAACACCUGAUUCUUCUUCAACAUCAUUGGAUCGAGAUUUCUAUCGUAGAGUGCAUAAUAACGGUACAAAAAGAAGAAAUCGUAAUAACAGAAGCAAAGAACAUGAUGAUUUAAGCAAUGAAGAUAAUUACAGUGAUGAAGACCAAGAUGACCUGAGCCAGCCAAAUCCACAAGAUAUCAAUGACAGUGUUUUACAAAGAAAAAAAGAACUAUGGUGA
Messenger RNA from Saccharomycodes ludwigii, 1653 nucleotides. RefSeq lists its product as uncharacterized. The record is from RefSeq and is a predicted model, not a curated record. Bases 1 to 1653 code for a protein of 550 amino acids. NCBI's taxonomy places the organism in Eukaryota, Fungi, Ascomycota, Saccharomycetes, Saccharomycodales, Saccharomycodaceae. The transcript has a single exon.